AUGAAGGAAUGGGAGAUUAGCAAAGUACAAUAUGAGGCAUAUCCAUGCAAUGUACAAUUUGUAAUACUCGGUUCAGAGACAUCAAAAAUAUUUCGACAGAUAGAUUAUCCUGGGCAAUGGUUUUAUGCCCAAACGAGAUUUCUUCCUGCAAUGUAUAAAACGCAACAAAUGUACCCCAAUGCAAGUUUUUAUAUUUUCGGCGAUGAUGAUACUUAUUUUUUCAAAUCAGCUCUAGUUGACUUCCUUAAGACCAAAGAUCCAAACCAAGUUAUUGGAUAUGGAAAAUCUUACUGUUCAUGGGAUUUUGUUCAGUUUUUACAGCCAGCUCCAAUAUCUUGUCAUAAAUUUCUCCAAGGAGGAGCAGGUGUCGUUCUUACAAAUAGGCUGCUUUCAACAGUCGCUCCCCAUUUAAUAAACUGCUCAAAUAAGUUCAAUUCAGCACGUUUUGCCGGUUCAAUGAGAUUUGGCAUCUGUGCUGCGAGAUUCCUUCCUAAGAAUGACUGGGAACUUACUGUUGCGAGAGGUCUUGAUGAGUUAUUCUAUAGUAAAACGCCAGAAACAGAAGUUUCGCAAUUUGGUCUUUCAGUUUCCCCAAUUACGUUUCAUAAGCUGAGUGUGAAAGAUUUUGAGUACAUUAGAACCGCCAGGUAUGUAGAUUUUCAAAUAAAGAAACAGCAUUACGAAGCAGAUCUUGGAGACAUUGCUUUCACUGCUCAGGAGCUUGUAUUGACAAUACCACAGUAUAGGCUGGGUUAUGUACCUGGAAUGAAGAUAAUUUGUCCAUUUACUCAUGAAGAAUUUAACGUUUCUUCAAAAUGGAAACCUAUUAUUAAAAAGAAGAAGUUAGUAGGUGCCCAGCAAAUAUAUGGACCAUUUACUGUUAAAUUGAUGUUCAAAAACGAUAUUUCUCCAAAAGAAGUUAUUCCAAAGAAUUAUGAUCCAAAAACUCAUGAGUUUACAUGCGAAGCGCGAACUCCUGACAUAGUUGCGUUGAGAAAGGACCAAGGAAUAAGCAUUUAUUCGAUUAUUAUUAAUAUUAUUGUUUUGUAUUUCUUAUAUUAUUUGCGAUAUAAAGUGUAA
Trichomonas vaginalis G3 is the source of this 1080-nucleotide messenger RNA. RefSeq names its product glycosyltransferase family 31 protein family. Gene Ontology annotation, molecular function: glycosyltransferase activity. Gene Ontology annotation, cellular component: membrane. The transcript has a single exon. The record is from RefSeq and is a predicted model, not a curated record. NCBI's taxonomy places the organism in Eukaryota, Parabasalia, Trichomonadida, Trichomonadidae. Bases 1 to 1080 code for a protein of 359 amino acids.